Messenger RNA from Diabrotica virgifera virgifera (western corn rootworm), 3070 nucleotides. RefSeq lists its product as uncharacterized. The coding region runs from base 1 to 609 and encodes 202 amino acids. Gene Ontology annotation, molecular function: DNA binding. NCBI's taxonomy places the organism in Eukaryota, Metazoa, Arthropoda, Insecta, Coleoptera, Chrysomelidae. The record is from RefSeq and is a predicted model, not a curated record. The transcript is spliced from 2 exons.
AUGGAAUCUGUUUUGAUUGACCAAGUGAGGCAGCAUCCCUGUUUGUACGACAUCCAAACGGAAGCGAUCAAGGUUAUGUGGACAAAAUUAAGAAACGCGUUUAUUGCAGCAAAAAAACGAAGAAAGACAAAAAGCGGCCAAGCAGCAAAAAAAUUUGCACCAUGGAAAUUUGAGAAAGAAAUGUCUUUUUUGAUACCGUCUUUGGAAAUGAGGGAAACUUGCAGCAAUUUAGAAACAAGAACCAAUGAUGAAAAUAUACUAGUAGAACCAGAUUUUGAAGAGCAUUCAACAGAGUUAUUAGACGACAAUGAAGAAUUAACUGAGAGAGAAAAGGACGAACAGAUAUCACCUUGUUACAGUCCAGCUACAAGUCUAAAAUGUCAGAACCCUGCCCAUGAAAUGGUUCAAAUCAUGAAGAAAAAUGCAGAAAACUAUAUGAAACGAUAUGACAAUGACGUAAACAAUUUGGAUGAGGUUGAUAUGUUCUAUUUAAGUAUGGCAAAAACAGUUAAGAAGCUUCCUCCGUUAGAACAAGCCAAAAUACGUAUGACCCUUUGCCAACUUGUAUCGGAGGCAGAAAUUCGAACAAUAGCUGGAAACGUUGAAUAAUACACAAGCACUUCUUCAUUAGGUCCUGUAUCCUCUUUUGUAUCCUCUCCUUCCACUUCUUCCUUUCUCUUUUGUAUCCCCUCCUUUCAUUUCUUGAUUAGGUUAUGUAUCCUCUUUUGUAUCCCGUCUUUCCAUAAGUCCCAUGUCUGAUCCUGGCCAAGGUACCGCGAUGUCAACAUCUGCUACACAACCUUCAUCUUUGCCAUCAACGUCCAACUGUUUGUCAUACACAACGAUGUAAAAAUGCCAUACCAUUGGUCAUACACUAAUCAAUAUAAAGGUGCCCACUCGCUAAGAAGGAAGCGCGAAGAUUUAAAUGUGCAUGAUACGGGGUAUAAAUACAGUUAAUCAUACCGUUAAAAGUGUGUGUGGUGGUGAAAAAUGUGGAAUGCGCAACCCAGCCUCUCGAACUCAGGAUCGUCUUGAUUUUUAGCGGGUGCAAUUAUCAUCGCACAGGGAAGAACGAGUAUAUGGGCAAUAAGUCUCUGCAUGUCUCAUUUCCAAUCAGUGGUGUACGAUGGAUGUUUCAUAUUAUUGAGCAUUUUAUUAGAAAACAAACAGUGUAUUAAGAACCAUGAGUGAUAUAAUGACCAUGUCGAGAGAUUUUAUUACUGAAUUCCCAGACCUUUACAGAAGUGACCGCUGUUUAUGGCAAAUUAAAAAUAAAGCAUACAAACACACGCCACUGCCAUUAAUAAAAGAUCUUUUUUGGCGCCAUGUUCACUUUAACCCUACUUCUGAACUAAAAGCAAAGGUAUUGAUGUAUGUCGAUCUGAACAGUACGGGCUUACUGCAAACAUGCAGAGACUUAAUUGCGCAUUCUUCCUUCUUAGUGAGUGGGCACCUUCAAGAAUUUAUAAUUUUUGUAAAGACUGACAUGUUUUGUACACACUUAUGAUAACUGAGUGACAGAGAAAAGAAAAGUACUUUUGAAGUGUGUAAAAUAUAAUUCCUACCCGAGUGCUUUCAGAUUAUAAAGUCAUUUUCAGAGCUAUACUACAAUAAAAUACCUCUUAUGAAUAAUGAAUCUUAGAAUUCUCUAAGUUUUUUUUAGGUUAUUCACAAACUUUGUGAAUUCUAAGAUUAAUAGGGAACUUGACAAUUUUUUUUAUUUCUUUAUUAUAUUUGUCUACAUAUAUAAACAACACAUACCAAAUAUCAACCCUCAAAUCGCAAUAUUUAAUUUACAAUGAACAUUUAAAGUUGUGAUCGCCAGCUAUCCAACACGAAAAGCGCAGCACGCUAUGUGACGUCACGCUGCUCGUUCCAGGAUAAGAGAACAAAGAACUGGCAACACUGGAAGAUUGUUUGUAUUUAAAAUUGACAGUUCGUUGAUUUAAAAACAUUGAGUUUGGAAGGUUAGAUUUUAUAUAGUAUAUUAGAAUAAUGGAAGUAACAAUCUGCAUGAAAGCAACACAAACACAAUAUUACAAAUAUUGUAUAUUUUCCAUGUGUUCCAAUACCACUUAUAAAAUGCCCUGAAUACUAUUUAUUCGUGUAACUCAAGAUCAAAAACGUCGUUUAAAAUGGUUAAAGGCAUGCAAAAGAAAUGAGAAAGAUAUUUCACAUAAGACAUGUGAAGAUCAUUUUAAUGUGAGUAUAAAAAUCAGACUCUAUUUUCAUCUACAUAUUAGUUCAAUAAGUAUAGUCGGUUCGCUAAACUGGCUCGUGAUUUUAGUAAGUAAUUUUGCCAAUUUGGUAAAAUUUGCAAAAAAAAAAUAAUUACAAAGUGGUUAAUAAUUACUAAAUAGUUAGAAAAUUUGUCAAUUUUGGCAAAAUUGGCCAAAAACAAAAAAAAAAAAUACCGACUAAAAUCACUAGCCAGUUGUGUCUGAGUUCAGCGAACCGACUAUACUUAUUUUAUGUUCACUUCUUUGCUACACAAUGCAAUAAUAAUAUAAUGAAUGCAAUUAUAUAAUACCUAAUAUUAUAACAUAUUUAUAUUAAUGCAAUAUACAAUAUAAUAGGUAUUUACCAUAGUAUUACAAAGAACCUUAUGUUUUUAAUACUAAUUCUUUUUAAUUCUUUACGAUUUUAUGAUUCCUUAUGAUUUUAUCACAUAAUGUACCGUUGCAGCGUUGCAAUACUUAUCGCUUUCGCCCGUUUAUAGAGACGACCAACAAACUGUCUGACGUCACAACCGAUUCCUCCCGUUGAAAGAUUAAUUUAAAUUCUACAGUUUUUAAUUGCUUAUAUUUAUUUCAUAAUAAUAAAAUAUGAGUUUUUUUGUAAACUGUGGUUCUUUUAACAGCAUUAAAUAACAUUCAUCAGUAAUAUUUCUAGAAUAUAAUUUUUAUGCAAGUUUCCUAUUAUUCAUUAGAUAUCUUUUAUUGUAGCAUAACUCUGAAGAUGGCUUUAUAAGCCGAAAGCACUCAGCAAGGAUUUAAAUUUUACAAAAUUUAAAAGUACUUUACUUUUCCCUGUCACUCAGUCGAAUUUGUGAUUUAUCUAAUAUGUAUAC